Malaclemys terrapin pileata is the source of this 4260-nucleotide messenger RNA. It is a transcript of the gene COPS7A, whose product is annotated as COP9 signalosome subunit 7A. NCBI's taxonomy places the organism in Eukaryota, Metazoa, Chordata, Testudines, Emydidae. Gene Ontology annotation, cellular component: COP9 signalosome. Gene Ontology annotation, biological process: COP9 signalosome assembly. The record is from RefSeq and is a predicted model, not a curated record. Bases 291 to 1121 code for a protein of 276 amino acids. The transcript is spliced from 7 exons.
UGGCUUCUCUUGGGAGGCGAAGUACCAUAGAGGAGGAAAAACAGCGCUAGGUGGGGGAGGCCCUGAGCUCCCCGCCGGCAGGUAGGAGCCCAACUGGGUGGUGCUCACGCGCUUCUCUGUCGCCCGGGGGCGGGCACGUGGGGGCGGCCCCGCAGGCGGGGGCCGGGGAGCGUCUGCUCUGCCCAGAGCCCUCCCGCCCCGCUCUAAGGCCCUGCCCAGGCCCUUUCUCCUUCCCCGCCCCGCUUGUCCCCGCAGCGCGUGGUGGGGCCGGGCCGCGCUCGGCGGGUGGCAUGGCAGCCGAGGUGAAGGUGACGGGGCAGAGCCAGGAGCAGCUCCUGUUGCUGGCCCGGUCGGCUCGCGGGGCGGCCCUGGUCAGCCUCAUCCACCAGGUGCUGGAGGCGCCCGGCAUCUACGUCUUCGGGGAGCUGCUGGAUCUGCCCAACGUCCGAGAGCUGGCUGAGAAUGAGUUCUCCUCCGUCUUCCGUCUGCUCACCCUCUUCGCAUACGGGACAUAUGCUGAUUAUUUAUCUGAAGCUGGGAACCUCCCUCCAUUGAGCGAGGCUCAGAAGAACAAGCUGAGGCACCUGUCAGUGGUCACUCUGGCUGCCAAGAUCAAGUGCAUCCCCUAUGCAGUGCUGCUGGAACAGUUGCAGCUGAAGAAUGUGCGGCAGCUGGAAGACCUAGUGAUUGAGGCCGUGUACGCAGAUGUGCUGCGUGGGAGCCUGGACCAGCGUAAUCAGCGUCUUGAGGUCGAUUACAGUAUCGGGCGAGACAUCCGCAGGGAGGAGCUAAGCACCAUCACCCGCACAUUGCAGGAGUGGUGCCUAGGCUGUGAGGUUGUCCUGUCGGGGAUUGAGGAGCAGGUUAGCCGAGCCAACCAACAUAAAGAGCAACAGCUGGGCCUAAAGCAGCAGAUAGAGAGUGAGGUGGCAAAUCUGAAGAAGACAAUUAAAGUGACGACAGCAGCAGCUGCAGCAGCCACAUCUCAGGAUCCAGAGCAGCAUCUGACAGAGCUCAGGGAGCCAGCUCCUGGCACCAACCAGCGCCAGACCAGCAAGAAAGCUUCUAAAGCCAAAGGGCUUAGUGCCAGUGGAGCCCUGCACCCCAGUCAUCCGGAGUGAAUCUCUGAGAUCCUCGAUUUGAGGCAAUACACCUCCUUUGUGGUGGCAUCCAUCCCCAUCUGAGAAUCACAGCCACUUCUUCUCAUGUGCCUUGGGCGAGGAUGUGGGGGUGAGUCUAUGGGCCUCUUGCUCCAUUCUGAGACUUUGUUUCUUUCUCUGCAGGCUCCGGGGCAGCGCAAAGAUCUGGUCUAAAUCAAACUAGCUGGAUCUCUGAACUCCUGGGAGGGUGAGAGGGAGAAAGCAGGGUUAAAAAGCAGGUGUCCUGAGAGUGACACUUCUCUACUCAUCCCCAGCAUCUGUCUGUCCAACUAGUUCUUCUGCACGUUCGUUCUUUCCCAUCUGCUCUAUGCUUCCCUCUCUCCUCCAUCCCCUAGCAAUCUCUCCCAUUCCUCUGUUGCCAUCUCUUACCACCUCAGCUCUUCUGUUCCAUGUCUCUCUUGCCCUGUCCUUUGACAGGUAAAUUUAAAGAGCCAUAGGACUAACUCCGUUUCAGUCACUUUAGCACCAGAAUAUCAUGGAAGCCUGGAAGGAACUUGUACUGGUGCUCAGCAGCCAUUUUGGCUCUGUGGGAUCCUGGAACAAUUUUGCUCCAGAGUGUAGCUGCCAUCUUGAUUUUGUUCUUUGUUUUGCUGGGUGGGGAUGGGUGGUUUUUGUGGGGGAUUGUUUAAAGAAAUAUAUAUAUAAUCUACAUAUAUAUUAAAAAAAAAAACAAUAAAAGGUAGAUCUGUGCACAUAUCUAUAUAAACUUUCCCUCCUGAGGUGUUGUCUCACUAUGUUGGGGGAAGUUUGAUGCAGAUGCCUGAAAUCCCAAAGCAGCCAAUGAUAGUGGAGAGGACCACCUCCUAUUGGCAGAGAUGGGGUAAGGGACCCAACUGGAAUUUGUUUUCCAUCCAGUGCAAGAAAUUGAGAGAGACUUCCUAAUACCUUGGGGGAUUUGCGGUGGGGAUAGGGUGUCAGAGAGGCCCUUGCCUCUCUGCCCCCUCAGCUGGUGAAUGUGCACUUUUUCAGCAGGGUGAGUCACUCAUCCAUGGCUGUAAAAUCAGCAGUGCUCCUGUUCCUGCAUAUAUAAUUGAGGAUGGGGAAGAGAACAUUCUCUUUCAUGGAUCCCAUAGACUGACCUUGGAAACAGGGAAGGAUUAAUAGAUUGGUAAUUUAUUCUGACCUGCAUAACAGAGGCAAUAGGAUUUCUGCGUGUGAUUCCUGCAUCAAGUCAGUAACUUCUGGUUGAUCUAAACCAUAUUAAUUGCCCCAAAACUUUAACAUACAGUUGAAGUUUCCCAGCAGUGUCUUAUGCCCUUCCAGAAUGUCUAGUCUACCCACAUCGUACCUUUGAAAACCAGGAAAUAGUGUGUACCUUAACUCUUCAUCUCCGCAACCGUCCCUGAUAUCUAUCCCCGCCCCAGAGCUGGCACUAGCCACUCUGUCUACACUACAAAAUUAGGUCGAUUUUAUAGAAGUUGAUUUUUAGAAAUCGAUUUUUAUACGGUCGAUUGUGUAUGUCCCCACUAAGCGCAUUAAGUUGGCGGAGUGCAUCCUCACUACUGUGGCAAGCAUCGACUCACAGAGGAGCGGUGCACUGUGGGAAGCUAUCCCACAGUCUCUGCUGCCCAUUGGAAUUAUGGGUUAAGGUCCCAAUGCCUGAUGAGGCAAAAACAUUGUCGCAGGUGGUUUUGGGUACAUGUCGUCACUCUCCCCUCCCUCCCUCCUUCCAUGAAAGCAACUGCAGACAAUCAUUUCGCGCCUUUUUGCCUGGGUUACCUGUGCAGAUGCCAUAGCACGGCAAGCAUGGAGCCCGCUGUUGUAAACAACUCGCGCAUUAUACUGCAGUAUGUGCAGAACCUGGCUAAGAGACAGCAGCAUGAGGAUGAUUGUGAUGAGGACAUGGACACAGAGGUUCCUGAAAGCACAGGCUGUGGCAAUUGGGACAUCAUGGUGGCAGUGGGGCUGGUUAAUACAGUGGAAUGCCGAUUCUGGGCCCGGCAAACAAGCACAAACUGAUGGGACCGUAUAGUGUUGCAGGUAUGGGAUGAUUCCCAGUGGCUGCGAAACUUUCGCAUGCGUAAGGCUACUUUCCUGGAACUCUGAGUUGCUUUCCCCUGCCAUGAAGCGCAGGAAUACCAAGAUGAGAGCUGCCCUGACUGUUGAGAAGUGAGUGGCGAUAGAACUGUGGAAGCUUGCAACGCCUGACUGCUACCGGUCAGUCGGGCAUCAAUUUGGAGUGGGCAAAUCUACUGUGGGGACUGCUGUGAUUCAAGUAGCCAAUGCAAUUGCUGACAUUCUGCUAUCAAGGUAGUGACUCUGGGAAAUGUGCAGGUCAUAGUGGAUGGUUUCGCUGCAAUGGGUUUCCCUAACUGUGGUGGGGCAAUAGAUGGAACGCAUAUCCCCAUCUUGGCCACCUUGCCAACCGGUACUUAAACCGUAAGGGGUACUUCUCAAUGGUGCUGCAAGCACUGGUGGAUCAUAAGGGCCAUAUCACCAACAUCAGCGUGGGAUGGCCAGGAAAGCUACAUGACGCUCGCAUCUUUAGGAACUCCGGGCUGUUUGAGCAGCUGCAAGAAGGGACUUACUUCCCAGACCAGAAAAUUACCAUUGGGGAUGUUGAAAUGCCAAUAGUUAUCCUGGAGACCGAGCCUGCUCCUUGCUCCUAUGGCUCAUGAAGCCAUACACAGGCAGCCUGGACAGUAGUCAGGAGCAGUUGAGCUAUAGGCUGAGCAAGUGCAGAAUGGUGGUAGAAUGUGCCUUUGGGCGUUUAAAAGCACGCUGGCGCAGUUUGCUGAGUAGGUUAGACCUCAGCGCAACCAAUAUUCCCAUUGUUAUUACUGCUUGCUGUGUGCUCCAUAAUACCUGUGAGAGUAAGGGGAGAUUGAGGCAAAUAACCUGGCUGCCAAUUUUGAACAACCAGACACCAGGGCAAUUAGAAGAGCACAGGUAGGCACGCUGCGCAUCAGAGAGGCUUUGAAAACUAGUUUCAUGACUGGCUAGUCUAGGUUGUGACAAUUGUAUGUGUUUCUCCUGGAUGCAAACCUGCCCCCUUUGAUUUUUUUUUUUUCUUUUUCUUUUUAACCCCCUGUAAGCCAACCACCCUCCCUCCCCUUCGAUCAUAGCUGGCAAAGGAAAUAAAGUCACUGUUGUUUUGAAA